AUGGACUACCUGAAGUGUCACGACUUCUUGAUUGCUGAUCUUCGCGUUGACGAGCAACGACAUCUCGUGUUCGCUACGCAAUUCCAAUUGAAUCUGCUACAGAACGCGACACGAUGGUUUAUGGACGGAACGUUCAAGGUAGUGAAAGACCCGUUCAAGAGCAGGGGCCAGCUGUUAAGCAUUCAUGCAUUCAUCCACAAGGACGGGAAGCUGAAGCAGUUGCCAUUUGUGUUCGCACUGAUGUCGCGGAAAACGGAGGCCGAUUAUGUCGCUGUUCUGCGCGCCAUCCGUGACAGGGUUCCAAACUUGUCAGUUGAAAACGUCGUCCUGGACUUUGAGAAAGCUGCAUGGAAAGGGAUCCGCGAAGUAUUUCCUUUAGUAAGCAUAAAAGGAUGUGUCUUCCACUGGGUGCAGUCUGUGUGGCGGAAAGUACAGGAGUUAGGCCUAGCCACCGCGUACCGAAACAACCAGGCCAUCCACCAGUAUGUUCGGCAGUUGAUGGCGUUGCCGUUCCUGCCUGCCGGACACAUAACCGAGACGUUCCACCAGCUUCAGGCCCGUGCAAACUCCGUCCAACUGAGACGAUACCAGUAAAAAUCCUGAAUAUCUUCAAACAAACGCCAAAGUGUAGUCGGUAGACCCCAGUGGUGGAGAACAUAAAUCAAAAUAACAUUCUUCCAAUGCCAGUAUUCACACAUCCAAUUUUAGAUUUAAGAAUACAGAAUAUACGUGCUUCUUCACAUUAUUUUUUCCCCUUUUGUUCCAUAUGGUC
Messenger RNA from Dreissena polymorpha, 772 nucleotides. RefSeq lists its product as uncharacterized. Bases 1 to 594 code for a protein of 197 amino acids. The record is from RefSeq and is a predicted model, not a curated record. The transcript is spliced from 3 exons. Lineage: Eukaryota; Metazoa; Mollusca; Bivalvia; Myida; Dreissenidae.